GAUUUGUGCUACUGGGACUGGUCUGCGCCCAUCGCCCUGUCGACGGAAUCGCUGGAGCCUGGCAAAUUCCAGGGGCGUGGCGAUGGGCAGCUUGUGGUCAAACUGCCGAUCGGUGAAGGACUCUCAGCGACGCCCAACAUGUGCGAGUUCGCAUUGCGCGCGAUUCAGAAGGAGCUCAAGCGUUCGGUCAAGUUGCUCGGAGAGAUGGACUCUGGUGAGGCGGACCUCACGGAGCUCUUUGCGCAACACAACUUCUUCCAACGCUAUCGUCACUACAUCCAGUUUGAUUUCCUGACCAAGGAGGAGGAGAUCAUGGAUGAGUGGCUCAGCUGGGGCCAGACGCAGAUCCAGGAACUGCUUCAGCAUUGCGAGUCCAUGAACGACAACAAGGUCACUCUUCGACCCUGGCCCUGCCUGGUUGACUUCAAGGAUGGCGACUGGCCGCAUGCGAGGGCGAUCUUCAUUGGCAUCCACCGCCAGCGGAUGGAGGGGGAGGAUCCGGCCACCAAGCAGAUCAUCGACUUCCGAGAGAUCAUGGUGAAGUUCUUGGUCAAGAUCAGCGCGUGGCCCGAGGCCGAACGCUACCAGAACCAGCUGGAGUUGCUGAUCCGCCCCGUCUCCCAGGAGCAUCUCAAGGAUUGGCUGAGGCACCAGCAAGCAGGCCUGGUGGUGCCCGUACCGCCAAGGGAGGAGAAUGACGACAUACUCCCUUUGGAUGGUGAAGAGGUGUCAUAA
This is a messenger RNA of Symbiodinium sp. CCMP2592, 735 nucleotides long. The record is from the annotation of a GenBank genome assembly. Lineage: Eukaryota; Dinophyceae; Suessiales; Symbiodiniaceae.